UAAGGGAAUAGAUUUUCAAAACGUCUGGCUAGAAUGGAGGUGUUUGCGCUCCAGAGAUGGAUAAAGUGGCAUGUUUCUUGGGCACAGUUUGCAAUAAAUCUCCAGGCAUCAGCAGGAUAUUCUCUUGGUGAGCAAAAGGGGAGGGAUCAGCUUUGUCACUGAAGCCAAAUCAAGUAUCAAAUAGUUUCCAGCCAGACUGUUUGAAACCUCUGCUGAGACAGUGUCUGCUGUAAGAAGGAAGUGGUGAAUCCAGCAGAAGCUAAGUGGCAACAUGUCUGAGUUGCAGCAGCUGAUGCAGGACUCUGUGCCCUCUGCGAGGGGUGUUCUACAAGACAACUACAGCAACCUCCUCAAAGUGGCAGAUUAUUGUGACAGCAACUAUGAGCAGGCUCAAGACAAACGAAAAGCCCUAGAGGAAACCAUGGCUUUCACAGUUCAGUCAUUAGCCAGUGUGACCUAUCAAAUCAGUAACCUAGCCAGCAACAUCCUCAAAAUAUUUGACUUGCAGACCAUUCAUCUUCAACAAGUGGAAGCCAAAGUUUGUUCCAUUGCACAGGUGGUAGAAAUGCAUAAGGAGAAGGUAUCCCGGCAUGAAAUUGGGAUGCUGACCAUGUGCAAGACAUUUCCUCUCUAUCAGAAGAUCAUCUACCCAAAGAGUCUUGAGCCCCUGCAGCCCUAUUACAGGAAACCACUGGACUUCAGCAGUUUGGAUGACAUUGGCCAUGGGGUCAAGGAUCAAAGCACACAGCUGGCCAAAACAGGGACUCUGUCCCGGCGGUCAAUCAAGUCCUCGGCUGGGCAGUCAUCUGGAAAUCUUGGAAGAAGCCACUGGGUCCUGGAAGCGAUACAGCCACCAUUCAUCCCAGAAGGCCAACUCUCAUCAGCUUCAUCUUUGUCAUCCAUGAGCAGCCUCCCAGAAGCUUUGAACAGCACAAGUAUGAAAGGACCUUCUGAACCAGACCCUCCUCCUCCUCCUCCUCCUCCUCCUCCUCCUCCUCCUCCUCCACCACCACCACAAGCAGCAGCAGAUUUUCUUCUCCCUCCUCAAACAGAUAUUUUGCCACCUCCUCCUGUUCAAGCAGAUGAUGUUCUUCCUCUGCCUUACCCUGAGCCAGAUCUUGAUUUUCCAACUUGUCCUCUACCACCAACCCUGGACAUCUCUAAUUGUGGUCAGCUGAAGCCUCCCCUUCUGCCUCCUCCACCACCUCCAGAGAAAUUGCCAUGGGCCCCAGACACUUUUCUGGAGAAAGUUGUGACUCUCUACCCUUAUGUUCAGCAGAAGGAGAACGAACUCUCAUUUACAGAAGGGGCUGUUAUUUACGUGACACGGAAGUACUCAAAUGGCUGGUAUGAGGGAGUGACAAGUGAUGCAGAGGGGUUGUUCCCAGGGAACUAUGCUGAACCUUUGCACUGAAGGAGGCAGAAUGGAAGAGGAAAGAAGACAGAAUUUUAACACAGCCAAAGCUUUGAGGAGGGUAUGGAGAGCUCCUCUUUGCAUGUCCUCAUUUAAGUUGCCAAGACAUCAGUACUUCCCUGACUUACUAAGUUAGGCUAAAGUCAAGCUAGUGAAGGGGAGGUGUCAAGAGUACAAGGGAAGCUUCCCUAAAUCCACUGCAACGUAAAUAUAGGAUUUAUGGUUCCUCUUCCUCCUCAGUGCUCCACAGAGCUGAAAAGCUUGCCCAGCAGCUAAUAAGGAGCCCAUCAGUGGCAAUUUCUAUCCUUACAAAAAUAGUGAUUACCUAGGCUGCUGGGGUCUGGUACGCCAGAAGCCCAUGUCUGAUGAGUAUGACAAAUAAAUAAAUGAAUCCAGCAACAAACUUUCUACUACAUGUAUAGAAAAUAA
Messenger RNA from Candoia aspera, 1843 nucleotides. RefSeq names its product ABI family member 3 (gene ABI3). The coding region runs from base 272 to 1414 and encodes 380 amino acids. The record is from RefSeq and is a predicted model, not a curated record. Gene Ontology annotation, biological process: regulation of cell migration; neuron migration. Gene Ontology annotation, cellular component: actin-based cell projection; lamellipodium; SCAR complex. The transcript has 8 exons. Gene Ontology annotation, molecular function: signaling adaptor activity; SH3 domain binding. Lineage: Eukaryota; Metazoa; Chordata; Lepidosauria; Squamata; Candoiidae.